AUGGACCAACACUAUACCGACGCCCGUGGGCGAUCGCUUUCGGCCGCGUCCACCGACGGAGGACAGGUCCACGAUCAACAGCAACAGUCUCAUAUAAGGAACCACUCGCCGUCUCCGGCUCCCUUUCCCAAUUCGAACGAUGGCGUCAACACCGGUUUGGGACUCGGCCUUAUCGAUCCCUCUGCCUCACAGCCUUUCCAACCUGAAUUCUCCUACGGCGGCCCGAACCCGUUCCAGCAACAUUCGCCCUUCUCUCAGCCUGGUUUGGAUUUCAACCAAGGUUAUACAAGCCAAUUAGAAAAUCAGGACAACUCGUUCGGUGGUCUGUCGCAACCCGCCUAUUCUCCGAAUCUCAUGGCGUCAAACUUUGGCGACGCCGACUACAGCCUUUUCCCCACGACCACGACCGCGGGCCAGUUCAACGGAUCGCUCUUCAUAACCGAUAACCAGUCCCUCAACAAUUCUGAUCCAAACAUGAUGGCCCAAGGCUCUCACAGCCCGGAGCCGCCUCAUCUGCUCAGUCCCGAGAUGAACUCUCCGGCCUUUGCCCAGGGCCGUUUCCCCAUGACAGCAGGAAGGCAUUCGCGCAAUGCGUCUCUGGGUCCAGAGGCUGCUCUUCUUCCAGGGCAGGACUGGAGCCAUAUGCCUCAGUUUCAGGGUCACCGACGCUCAGCCUCGGAGCUUAGUGAUGUCUCCUCGGUAGCCCAUUCGCCCAACCUUGGCGGAUUGGAUAGCUUCGACCCGAUUGAGAACAACCACUCGCCUCUUCAAGGGCCGCAGGCCGAUGCCCUGUACAAUCAGUUGAACGGGAUCAGCAACUUUAGUCUGUCGGACGACCACAUCGGCAGGAGUCCGUCACAUAGUCCGGCGGUCUCCCCUCGUAUCCCUCCCCAGCAAUCACCGGACGAGAACGAUCCGAACCAUCCUAGCCAUUUUAUGCUACACACACCAGCAAACAGUUUUGGUCCGCCAGCGACAUACAUGCAGCCGCAACAGGAGGCUUUCCCGCAACUGUCACUGGACGACCCAUCUGGUAUGCAGGCCCAGCAGAGCAUGCCAGCUCCUCCGGCGAUCAACAUCGAUUUCGCUCCAGCGCCCACUAAGAACGGGCUUGAUCAGCCCAACAACCUGGACAAUAAUUCACUAGCCCUACCAAACAGAGCUCGAGGGCGGAUGCGACCACGAGCGGUCACGGACCCUUUCAACAAUGGCGGUUACCGGUCUCCUUCUCCUUCGGGAGGCCUUUCGCCGAGCUCGGCUGCGGACCUCAGACCGUCAAACGCGCGUUCACUUUCGCCCAUGGACCGUUCCGGAGCCGGCUCUAUUAAUAGUAGGAGACGCCAGUCCACGUCGUCAGUACCCAACAACGUGAUAGCACUUCGUCUUGCCGACCCCAACUACAAUGGCUCUGGGGAGAAUGGGGGUGGCCCGAGAAGGGCUCAGAAGCACCCCGCUACUUUCCAAUGCAAAGUAUGUCCCAAGCGCUUUACCAGGGCGUACAACCUGCGCUCCCACUUGCGUACACACACCGAUGAGAGGCCCUUCAAAUGUACCGUCUGCGAUAAGGCUUUCGCGCGCCAGCACGAUCGCAAGCGUCACGAAGGUUUACACUCGGGCGAGAAGAAGUUCAUAUGUAAGGGUGAACUUCCUGUUGUUGGUCAACAGUGGGGCUGCGGCCGAAGAUUUGCGCGGGCGGAUGCUCUGGGUCGCCAUUUCCGGUCGGAGGCAGGAAGAAUAUGUAUCAGACCUCUUCUGGAAGCCGAGAACCGCGAACGGCAACGUCAGUAUGCUGAGGCAAUGCAGAAUGCAGCCCAAGGCAUGAUGCAACACCAGGGCGGUAUGAUGAUGUCGCCCGGUAUGGACCCCAAUGGCGACUUCCAGAUGGACCCCUUUGUGCUUCCACAGGCGCUGUUGGCACAGUAUCCUGCCCUGGCCCUCCUGCCCGCUGGGCCUGCUGCCAUGGGUGAUGGAGCAGGCUUAGAAGAGGAUUUGGCAAGUAAUUAUGAAGCUAGCGACUACGAUGAUGUUGAGGAGGGAGGCUAUGUUAGUGGUCCAGGGACAGGGUUCGGGCCCGGAAGCAUGCAAGAAGGGUAUGGGGAGUUGGGUUAUGCGAGUGACUACGGCGGCCGUUAG
Molecule: messenger RNA, 2133 nt
Organism: Neurospora tetraspora
Lineage: Eukaryota; Fungi; Ascomycota; Sordariomycetes; Sordariales; Sordariaceae
Exons: 2
Coding region: 1-2133 (710 amino acids)
Biological process (GO): urogenital system development; regulation of transcription by RNA polymerase II; embryo development
Cellular component (GO): nucleus
Molecular function (GO): DNA-binding transcription factor activity, RNA polymerase II-specific; RNA polymerase II transcription regulatory region sequence-specific DNA binding
Source: RefSeq, a predicted model, not a curated record